GUCGCCUGUUGACUUGGACUCGUCAACCUCCCUUCACUUCAGCCCCUCUCCCCGCCUCUCCCCCUCCUCUUCUUUACUCUUUGUUUGCCAAUAGCCCUGGGUGCCUUCGGAGCCGUUCUACUUCUCUCUUUUCGCCACAAUGUCGUCUUACUCCGACGAUGAGGAGCACGAUCCGCAAGCGGACGAGCUCCGAGAGACCGCCCUGGUCACCCUGGAAACCUUGAUCAGCUCUUGCAGCACCCAGAUGCAGUCGUACAUGCCGAAUACCAUCAAUGCGGCCCUCCGAUACCUCAAAUACGACCCGAACGUCGCCGACGCCGAAGAAGAUGAGGAAAUGGGCGGGACCCAAGACGAUGGUUCUGAAGAUGACGUAACGGAGGAGCCGGACCUCGACGACGAUGAGUUCGAGGAUUUCGAGGAAGAAGGGGGAUACAGUGACAUCGAUGACAUGAGCUGGAAGGUCCGCCGAUGCGCAGCUAAGCUGCUUUAUUCCGUGAUCUCUACCUACUCGCGUGGUCGCGCGUCGGAGGAUGCUUCCUUGUAUCAGCAAAUCUCCCCCGCCCUUAUCGCCAGGUUCAACAAGGAACGGGAAGAAAGCGUGAAGCUCGAAGUGGUUUCUACCAUGACUGCUCUUGUUCGGAAGACUGGGGAAGGUGCGAUGAUCAUCACUUCAAGUGGAUUCCUCGAGUCCGUGGGUGGCUCGAAGAACUCUCGGAAGAGGAGACGCCAGGAUAGUGAUGCUAGUAUGAUUGACUUCGAGCCUAGUAUCGGCACCUCGUCCGCCGUCAGCACUCCAGUGGUCGUUCCCUCUUCUCCCAAGUCUGGUCCGCAGGCAGAAUUGGCUCACUCAGUGCCGAUCAUCGUGCAGAGUGUUGUCAAGAUGUGGAAGCAGGCUUCUGUACCCCUCAAGCAAGCCAUCAUUGUCCUGCUCAAGAGCCUGGCGCUCGUUCGCUACGGUGGCUUGGCCGAUCAUCUCCAGCAGAUCGAAGACCCCAUAGCCGAUGUUUUGAAGACCUCUCUCUCGGGCAGUUCCGCUUCGGUCGGGACCUCGACCAGUGCAGGAACCCUUCAAACCGAAACCUUGGGCCUCAUUGCUGCCGUCGCCGAAACGCACACCUCUGACGCUCUUCUUCCGUUCCUGAUCGCGCUAAUUCCAGGCGUUAUUGGAGCCGUCAAUGAUAGGAACUACAAGGUCAGCAGUGAGGCACUCGGAGCCGUGGAGCAAAUUGUGAAAGCACUUACGCCGCCUCGAGUCGCAAGUGCCUCUCAGGAUCUCGCAUCACAACUGGAAAAGCUGUAUGAUGUCGUCCAUGCUCGCAUCACUGACACGAGUGCCGACCUGGAAGUGCGCCAGCGGGCCAUUCACGUCUUUGGUGUCCUUUUAGCCCGGACAUCUGGAGAGCACGGCUCCUCUUUCCUCUCCCAUGACCGACGCUUCAAGGGACUCUCCGUCUUGGUAGAACGACUGAGGAACGAGACUACGCGGCUCGCAUCCAUCCGGGCUGUUGAUGAUGUUGCCGUUCUCUGCGCCAACGAUGCGGAUGUCACCCCGGCGUGGGUUGGAGAAGUCACUACGGAGCUUGGCGCGCAGCUGCGGAAGUCUGACCGUGUUCUGCGGGGCGCCAGCUUGGAGGCCCUCCGAAGCUUAGCCAUGAACCCUUCCACCAGAACCCACUACGAUGGCAAGACCAUGAAGGAGUUGGAAGAAUGCCUUCUGCCCCUCAUCAGCGCAGACGAUUUCCAUUCCCUAGCACCGUCACUGAUCAUUCUGGCGAAGCUUGUUCCAGGAAAUGGUUCACUUUUGGUGAAUGACAACCUGAUCUCUGCUCUCUGCUCGAUCGUCUUCUCUUCGCUCGUCGGAACCGUGCUCAAAUCCCUGCUCCUGCUGGUCAAAGUCAUCGGAGAAGAGGGUGCUGGCGCAGCGCUCAUGAAGAAACUUCUGCGCGAUGUUGGCAUCAACGGCGACACGUCUGUGGUUGGAAGGGCCAUCGGAACACUCUUGGUGCACGGUGGAUCAAACUUGGGGGUCAAGAUGGAGGAUUUCAUGACAGAGCUGCAAACCGCGCAAGAUGCUCAACGUAAAUGCCUUGCUCUUGCGAUCCUGGGAGAAAUUGGUCUUCGGAUGGGCUCCAAUUGCUCGCUGACACCGCCACUUUUUAUCGCCCACUUCGGCUCCAAGUCGGACAAGGUUCGUCUAGCGGCAGCGGCGGCUCUUGGAAAUGCAGCAGCUGGCAACGUGAAAACCUACUUGCCAUUCAUCCUGGGUGGUCUGGAGAAGGGCAAUCCGCACAGCUAUCUGCUUCUUCAUUCCGUGAAGGAACUCCUCCAGCAUCCCGAGAUUGUCCGACCCGAUGUAGCCCCUUCAGCCAUCAAGUUGUGGCGCGCGCUGCUACUCGUGUCGGAGGAGGAAGACAACCGAGCUGUCGGUGCCGAAUGCGUGGGCCGGCUCGCCCUGAUCGAUCCGGUUGUUUACAUCCCGCACUUCCAGGAUUAUCUUUCCAGCCCCGACCCGAGCAUCCGCAGCGUUGUCAUAUCUGCAUUCCGUUACACCCUAUCGGACCCUCGCCACACAUACAAUGACGUCCUGAGACCGGUGAUUGUCCCCCUCUUGGUCAACAUGCUCAGCGACCGCGAUCUGGGCAACCACCGUCUGGCAUUGACAACCCUCAACUCCGCCAUUCACAACAAGAUGGACAUUCUCCUCCCUCACCUCAACGAGCUCCUUCCCGCCGUCUUCGGCGACGCCAAAAUCAAACCCGAACUCAUCCGCGAAGUCCAAAUGGGUCCCUUCCGCCACCGAGUCGACGAUGGCCUCGAGCUCCGCAAGUCCGCCUACGAAACCCUAUACGCCUCCAUCGACAGCGCCUUCUCCCUCAGUCACGUCAACGAGUUCUUCAACCGGAUCAUUGCCGGCAUCGACGACGAGCAAGACAUCCGCACGAUCUGCAACCUCAUGACCUCCAAGCUCAUCCACCUCGCCCCCGACGAAACCCAACGCCACCUGGACGCCCUCUCGGAACGCUACAGCGCCAUCCUCGCCUUCAAGCCCAAGGAAAACGCUGUGAAGCAGGAACUCGAGAAGGCGCAGGAGGCCUCACUGGGUAUUCUCAAGAUCAGUCGCGAGUUGAGCAAGGCGUUCCCUAACGCCGAGGUGGCGGGGGAUCAUCAUAAGUGGAAGGUUUAUAUGGAGGGGACGAGGAAAAACUUUGGGCCGCAGUUGAAGAUUAUUGAUGCUGAGGCUUAGGGUCUGGGCUCGGCUUUGAGUCUAGAUCUGUGAUGGGGGUGAUUUCUUGAUUCGAUUUCAUCUUGUUUUCAUUUCCGAGAAAGAAAGGAAGGACGGAAUUAUCUGUCUUUAAAUUUAAACUCGUGAAAAAAGCGGACGCAUCGCAUGGCAUAGUCUGUUAUGCAAGUAAUGGUUUAAUGAUUAUGGACGGACAUGAA
This is a messenger RNA of Aspergillus heteromorphus CBS 117.55, 3441 nucleotides long. Its product is annotated as TIP120 domain-containing protein. Gene Ontology annotation, cellular component: nucleus. Bases 140 to 3244 code for a protein of 1034 amino acids. The record is from RefSeq and is a predicted model, not a curated record. NCBI's taxonomy places the organism in Eukaryota, Fungi, Ascomycota, Eurotiomycetes, Eurotiales, Aspergillaceae. The transcript is spliced from 3 exons. Gene Ontology annotation, biological process: protein ubiquitination; SCF complex assembly.